This is a messenger RNA of Folsomia candida, 1408 nucleotides long. Its product is annotated as post-GPI attachment to proteins factor 2. The transcript has 4 exons. The coding region runs from base 350 to 1258 and encodes 302 amino acids. Gene Ontology annotation, cellular component: endoplasmic reticulum membrane; Golgi membrane. Lineage: Eukaryota; Metazoa; Arthropoda; Collembola; Entomobryomorpha; Isotomidae. Gene Ontology annotation, biological process: GPI anchor biosynthetic process. The record is from RefSeq and is a predicted model, not a curated record.
GUGGAAUUAAAAACCAGACUUUUUCUUCAUCUGUAAUGCAACUGGCAUUGUUAUUUGUUAAUUGUAUUUUUCCCAAGUUAUCCUCGCCUGAUUCAGUAAAUAUUUUUAAAUAUCUUUAACUUCAAUUAAAUAAUUCCAUUUUGACUUCCGUUUUGAAGUCGUUCUUGAAUUGGAAAUGUAAGUUGAUUGGUUUUCCUAUCGUAUUUUUAAAAUUGCUUCACAUUUGUUAAAAAAUAAAAGAACCUUCUAAAAGUCUCGGGCAUGCAAAAUACCUUUUCCAAUGGACGGACAUUAGCUUGUUGGUGGAGUGUCACAAUUGGCCAUGCAAUCGUUUUAGCAUUCUGCAAGCAUGGCCAAUUCUAGUGCGAAAUCAAAUUAUGAUUAUAAAAAAUUGGUAGUUGAUGACCCCGAGGAUCCAUACUAUGUUCAAGUGGGAGGAAAUAAUGGGAAGGAAGCAGGAGGUCUAAAUGAAACUACACGUCUCGUCCCCUGGCACGUUAUCCGAAUUCCUUUCCGACAUUUUAUCAAAGUUGUGAUAUCCCUCCCACUAGGAGCGUUCAUUUUUUGCGUGUUCUGGGCCCUGUAUACAGAUUACGAUAGGGCUACCACAGUCCUCUGCACUCAUGACAUGAACAAACCUGUCCGAAAUUAUUUGCCUUCGCUAUCUGCUGCAAUUGGAGAUUUCCAACCGUCUCAACAAAUCUGGAAGGCGUGUAUUAUUAUCCACGCACCAGGAAGAUUUUUAUUUGCUUCCAUGUACCUGACGUACCUGAAAAAAGUGAUUGUUCCUCAAAAUGUAAAGUGGGCAAUUCUUGCCUGUUUGUUUCAUGUGAUCGAAAUUAUCGGUUUAAUCGGAUUGACCGUCGUUACAUCGAAACACAACUUAUUCGUGCAUGCAGUUAACUUUGGGCUGUUUGUGGUAUUUUCGCAGUUGUACAUGAUAAUAUUAUGCAUGCUCUUGUCAGGUUGUCGAAAAGUGGAAAUGAACAGACUGGAACAAAGAGGUUUAAUUUUAAAAAGGAUAUUAUCAAAGGUGGCCAUUAUAUGUUCGGUAUUGUUAUUUGUAACUUAUUAUAGGCACGAAUCUCGAUGUGAGGAAGGAAUGUAUACAAUUUUUGCGUUGUUGGAGUAUACAGUUGUCCUUGCUAAUAUCGGUUUCAAUGGGUCAGCUUAUUGGGACUUUUACGAUAGAAUUAUUGUCGUGGACUUUUUUCGUCCUUGUAAAAUGCCAACGUAUAAGUAUUCGUGGGACUAUUAAAAUUACUUAUUCCACUAUUGCCUUAAUUUUAGUCCUCCGUGUAUAAUGCUUGAAAGUAAAUAUUAUACUAGUGCAAAUAUGCUUAUAUAUUUUGUUAUAAUCUCUAAAUCUGUGAUACUCGAUAAUAAAUGUUAUAAACUAUUGUCGUCA